Penicillium coprophilum is the source of this 6303-nucleotide messenger RNA. RefSeq lists its product as uncharacterized. The record is from RefSeq and is a predicted model, not a curated record. Gene Ontology annotation, molecular function: phosphatidylinositol-3-phosphate binding. The coding region runs from base 1 to 6303 and encodes 2100 amino acids. NCBI's taxonomy places the organism in Eukaryota, Fungi, Ascomycota, Eurotiomycetes, Eurotiales, Aspergillaceae. Gene Ontology annotation, biological process: autophagy of mitochondrion; piecemeal microautophagy of the nucleus; reticulophagy. The transcript is spliced from 4 exons. Gene Ontology annotation, cellular component: phagophore assembly site; extrinsic component of membrane.
AUGGCGUCGUACUUUAUGCCAUCCUUCUUCCAGAAGAGGCUCCUCAAAUACGCUCUAUCUCGUCUGGGCCUGGUCGACACAGAGGCCUUGGAUCCAGAUAACCUAGGCAUCCGCUGGGGGCAACGCUCUACCAUUGAGUUGAGGGAUAUUGGCCUCAAACUAGAGAAAUUAUCGACUCUACUUAAUCUUCCUCCGUCGUGCGAGCUGCUCAGCGCCCGAGUUCAGCUUCUUCGGAUCACACUUCCUGCCGAUUUCCACAAUAGCGGCAUUCUGUGCGAGGCAAACGGCAUCGAUGUACAUAUUCGAUUAUUGUCAGACGAACCGAAAAAGGGACAACAUGGAAAGGGAAAAAGCGAAAAGGAUGACCAUUCAGCGGUGCCCACACCGUCUAAUCUUGCGGAGUCAUUCCUUGAGUCCGAGCCCAAGGAGGAAAGGGAAGAGCUGCAGGCCGCAAUAUCGUCACAGUCGCAGGUCUUGCCUCACGACCCGCUAGCCUGGUCCGUCGAUGACAAUGACGAGCUCGGUCUUGGGAGUGAGACUCUCUCACUGCCGAGCUUCGUGGCUGGGUUCUUGAAAGGCGUUGUGGAUCGAUUCCAACUUAAGAUAAAAGAUGCAGUUGUGCGUCUGGACAUGGAGUUGAAGCAGGAUGGAAUGUCGAAACGGCAACCUGAGCAUAAGCUGGACCUUGUCGCAGGUCUGUUGAGCGUCGGGGAAAUCAAUGUACAUGGGGUAUCAGAGAAAAAUGUUGGCUCGGAGGAUGGUCUUCCUUUCCGAAAAGGAAAGCGGCUUAUCUCAAUUAUUGAUAUCAAUGUUGGUUUGGUUUCGGACCCAUCAGUGUUCUCGAACUACUCUCGUUUUGCCGUCCCUGCAUCUCCGUCGACGACCAUGCGGUCAAAAGGGAGCCAGCCGUCAAGCAGAGCGCCAUCGCCAUCCCCACUGGAUCGCUCUGUCGAAGAACCCCUUUCCAUGACCCAAUCAACUAUUUUCGAGCCGCCGCAAGGUUUCGGCCAUUUAAGUACCACCACAGACCGUUUAGAGACAUCUACAUUUUCUCACGAUGGCCGAUUCUCAGAUGCCGAAUCCGAGUCAGGUAGUCACCACGGUAAUUAUCUGGAGGAUUCUCAAAUGUUUGGGGAUGACCCCUUCCAGGACAACCCGGGGUACCUAGACUCUGUUAUUGACGCUCAAUUCGAUGAUUUUGAUUAUGAGCAGACGCCGGUAAUACAUCUCCAGGAAGAACGGGCCGGGAGUGAAUGGAGAAGCCAUUUUCCCGGUGGCACACAAAGCUUGUAUCAGAGCUCACAGGCCGAAUACUCUGAUGAGCCCUCAAUUACAUCUGAGAGAUAUCCUAUGUCCCAAGCUUACGACACACAUCACAGCCAAAUUGGCUCUGAAACUGACGAAAUCACGCAGCCCACACAGCAUUACAAUGAUCACGACGGAAAUGAACAUAAUGAAAGAUCACAAUUGAGCGUAUCAUCCCAUCCUUCCAGUACAUCUCCUCCAAGCUCAGAGCCUGACAGCAUUGGCUCAAGAGAAGAAACCCCAAAUGCCGAUCUCAACGAGUCCAAGGUUUUCUCCCACGAUGAAGCGCAAAGUAUUUACAUGAGUGCUAUCAGCCAGGAUGAAAGUGGGAGCUUCAUGCCACAUAUGCCGGGGGCAUGGGGCUCGUUUGAUGAUGCAUCGAAAUCCCGAAGUGUUUCUGAUGGCCAAUCUAAAACCAUUGAACGUAUUGAUCCGGCACAGUCCACACAUGUUCAAGCUGAAGCGAAUUCAAGAUACACAGCCCCAUCAGACGACAACACCACUGAGCAGCAUGAUUUGGACGACCCAGCCCAAGUCCCGACAUUACACACAGACAGACUGUCAACUCCAUCAUCUUCUGGCUUGCAUAGAAGCAACGAAAUGAUCAAAUCGGUAUUGACUGUUGACAAACUUUUCCUGUGGUUCUCGCCUCCUGAUUCCGACGACGGAGAGUCAGCCGAGCCGUCGCCUACCCCACAAACAGAGCACACAGACAGUGACCUAAAUGAAUCCACAGCUAACUUCGGAGACUCUGCACCUGAAGAAAGUUUACUUGCCUCUAGGGCUUACAAAUCUAUGAGGUUUGGGAGAGGCUCUGUUGAGCCCCAGGCUCAGUCAAGUACUGGGACUGAACUACCUGAAAUUGCCGUGGAACUGCUCUCUGCCUCCAUUCAUUUCGAUAUUGCAACUGGUUGGCUUCUAACCAAGAUAGGACAAAAGCUGUCCCAUGUCUUUGGUACGGCUGAAAAAGAUCCGACUGAGAAGCAGUCGCAAAAGGACCAACCUGCGCGCACACCACCUGUUCAUAUUAUUGUCCAUGCGCUUUCGAUAAAAUUCCUCGAGCGUGUUUCGGGGUAUGUCUAUUCGUCCGACAAUAGUGGUGUCCCUUCGUCUCCUGCCUACAACAUAGAAGAUGUGAUUCUUCGUCUUACUCUAUCAGGUCUGGAUGCUCGUCUUUCGGCUCAAAGUACAACUAUCAAACUGAAUCUCGACGUGUCCAAGUUUGCAUUCGGGUUUGCCUCAGAGGAUAUCAUAUUCUUCGAUGAAAGAUUGAAAAUGCGUGAAUCUACGCGGGAUGUUUUAUCCCCUUCCCAAGGAGACAUUUCUGUAUCUUUGGUUAAGUCGGCAGAGCUGGCUAAGAUAGACAUCUCCACGCUGCCUCUCCACAUCAAUCUCAAUAUACAGCGCCUUGAAGAGGUCCUAGGCUGGAUGGGCGGCCUGAGCACCAUCCUCGAACUUGGUAGUUCCAUGUCAUCCGUGUCCACAGUCAGAGGCUGUCCGCCUCCUUCCAAACAGCGCCCUCGCGGUGUGCAUUUUGAGACACCCGCCCCAGCUGUCAACACGACCAAGGGCACGCCAACUUUAUGGAAAGUCAAUGCCCGAGUUGGUGCCAUCCUGGUAGAUGUUACUGGAGAGACUCAUUGUCUUCAAAUUACCACAACCGCUGUCAAAAUUGUCAGCAGGUUUGAGGGAAUUGGUGUUCAAAUUGACAAGGCAAAGAUAGUUGGACCCCUUUUAAUUGAUGAUGCCUCAGCUGAUGCUCCCGCCAAAGUCACUUUGAGCAACAUCCGCUUUGAGUUCCUUUUCGCCCCGAAGGAGCUUGACCUCGAUCGUCUGUUGACAUUGAUUACCCCGUCCCAGGACAAGUUCGAAGUGGAAGAUGAUAUCAUGCUAGACACACUACUGCGCCAGCGACGACAAGGAUCUGUUCUUCGUGUUACAGUGGGGCGCUUGGAAACGUUCAUUUCAGAUACCAGUGGGUUCGAGCCCCUCUCGUCUCUUGCUGUCGAGCUGAGUCGGCUUUCCAAUGUCACCAAGUAUUUGCCAGAAGACGAUCGCCCUGGUAUUCUUACUUUGAUCCUGGUCCGUGACUUUCAAGGGCAUUUCCACGUUGGCGGAGAAGUUGGGGACAUCCAAAGCCAACUUGUCGAUGUUGAAGUUGCACACAUUACCAUGCCUUCGCUCACUGCGGCCCAAAUCAAAAGCAUGACCAUUAGUCGAAAUAGCGACGAAGAGCUGGUGGGGCAUGCCCUGUGGCCGCCAAACAAAUGCCAGGAUUUGGACCAGCCUAAUCCACCGGUCCUCAUGGCUCGUUUCAUACCCGAUGAGAUGGAUCCUACCUACAAGAUCAAACUGCACAAUCUUCUUGUCGAGUACACGGUGCCAUCAGUUGCGGCCUUCCUUGGCUUGGGUGGUGACAAGAUGAGCGGAGAAUUGGCCAGUAGUAUGGUCAACUCUAUCGCCAAUCUUGCAGAACACUCGAUGCCGUCACCUUUAAUGACAGGUUCACCGAUGUCAAAUGAAUCCGCCCCAUUGGCGAAGCCGGUCAAAUUGGCUGUUGUGUUCCGAGAUUGUGUUAUUGGCCUCAACCCUCGCAAUUCUCCUGCAAAAGGCCUUGCAGUUCUCACCAAUGCCAAGUUCGAAGGAAGUAUGCAUGGAGGGGAAUCUGCGGAGGCAGCGUUGGACAUUAGGAAAGCCUCGCUUAUGAUCAUCGACGAUGUCUACCAUGAGGGUGCUUAUAACCUGCACCAACGGGCCUCGGUCGUUCCCCAAGACACCCAGGCUCAAGCGUAUAUCGAUAAAGGCUAUGUUCCUGUGUCUUCUAUUUCAUCAGCGACUGCUGGCGUCAAGCUUACCAGCACUGAAGAUGGAACAAAGUCUCUGGACGUCGAGCUGAGAGACGAUCUGUUAAUCCUUGAGACCUGCGCGGAUUCAACUCAGACGCUCAUCAGCAUCAUGAAUGGGCUUCAACCUCCAACUCCUCCGAGUGUCGAUGUCAAAUAUCGAACAGAAGUUAUGCCCAUUCAAGAUAUGUUUGCCUCGUUCACUGGGGACGCAUUCGCAGCCCAUCCUACCCUCCCCAAUGAUAAUGAUAAUGAUACGGCAACUAUCUCCGCAGGAUCUUCCAUGGACGAUCAGCUAACCGAUGAACUUGAAUAUGUCAGCGAUUUCUAUCCCGUGAAGGGUGGCUCUGGUGGUAUUGGCAUUGACGGUAUGGACGCGGGCUACAAUGAUCUGCUGGACAGCUUCCAUUCCCAAUAUCAAGUGAAUUCCAGCAUGACAGAAUUGGACUUCCAGGAGGACCAUUUUGCAAAAACUUCCGCAGUGGGUGGAACAGCUCAUCGGUGGGACUCUACCCAGAACACCUACGGCUUCACCAAUGACACGAAGCUCGAGCGGAGUCCUUUGCGCGUGCGCGUGCGAGACGUGCAUUUUAUCUGGAAUCUCUUUGAUGGAUAUGACUGGCAGCGCACCCGUGACACAAUAUCCAAAGCUGUCAAGGACGUGGAGACCAAGGCCACAGAACGCCGUUCCAGGGGCUCACGGAUGUCAGCUUCGGCAGACGAUGAAGAGGAGUCUGUCAUUGGCGAUUUCCUCUUCAACUCGAUUUACAUCGGUAUUCCUGCCAACAAGGAUCCACGGGAGCUCCACCGCGAGAUCAAUCAUGAUAUCGAUGAUUUCACCAGUGAGACUGGGAGCUAUGCAACAACCACUACCGUGACUGGGGCUGGAAGUCACCAGGGUCGAUCAACUUCUAAGAGGGAGAAGAAACUACGCCUGCAUCGGAGCAAACACCACAAGAUGACGUUUGAGUUGAAAGGUGUCUCUGCCGAUCUAAUUAUCUUUCCACCGGGCUUAGAAGAGACACAGAGCUCGUUAGAUGUGCGGAUCAAGGAUCUGGAAAUCUAUGAUCAUGUUCCGACAUCCACAUGGAAGAAAUUCGCAACGUAUAUGCAUGAGGCUGGCGAGAAAGAGAGCGGAACGAGCAUGGUUCACCUUGAAAUACUUACUGUGAAGCCCGUGCCUGAGCUAGCUGCGUCUGAGAUUGUUCUCAAGGCCACUAUUCUACCACUCCGGUUGCAUGUUGACCAAGACGCCCUCGACUUUAUGAGUCGGUUCUUCGAGUUUAGAGAUGAGUCCACCAGACCAUCAGAUACCCCGGGCGAAGUUCCAUUCUUGCAGCGAGUAGAGAUCAACGCCGUGCAGGUCAAAUUAGACUUCAAGCCUAAGCGGGUCGACUACGCAGGACUAAGGUCUGGUCGCACAACCGAGUUUAUGAACUUCUUCAUCCUGGAUGGUGCCGACAUGGUGCUACGCCAUGUGAUCAUCUACGGAGUGUCCGGAUUCGACCGCAUGGGCCAAACUCUCAACGACAUCUGGAUGCCAGAUGUCAAACAGAACCAACUACCCGGUGUACUCGCUGGUCUCGCGCCGAUCCGCUCCCUAGUCAACGUCGGCGGUGGCGUGCGCGACCUGGUUGUUGUCCCAAUGCGCGAGUACAGAAAGGACGGCCGAAUCGUGCGUAGUAUCCAAAAGGGUGCUUUAGCCUUCGCCAAGACAACCUCCAACGAGUUGGUCAAACUCGGUGCCAAACUCGCCAUCGGCACACAAACCGUCCUCCAAGGCGCAGAGGAUCUGCUGACCACCCCCAACGCACCAGCCUUCGACGACGAUUCCCUUGACGAAGACGAAGCAAAGAAGAUCUCGUUGUACGCUGAUCAGCCAGUCGGGGUGGUACAGGGACUACGUGGGGCGUUCAGCGGCCUCGAGCGCGACCUGCUCCUGGCACGCGACGCGAUCGUCGCCGUACCUGGGGAGGUGGUCGAGAGUGGGAGUGCCAAGGCUGCCGCAAAGGCAGUCUGGAAGCGUGCGCCUACGGUCAUCCUUCGACCCGCCAUCGGGGUAUCCAAGGCUGUGGGACAGACUCUGCUUGGUGCGGGGAAUACCCUUGACCCGAGCAAUCGGCGCAAGAUGGAAGAUAAGUAUAAACGGCACUGA